Lolium perenne is the source of this 557-nucleotide messenger RNA. RefSeq lists its product as uncharacterized. Lineage: Eukaryota; Viridiplantae; Streptophyta; Magnoliopsida; Poales; Poaceae. The record is from RefSeq and is a predicted model, not a curated record.
CUGGAACAACACUGAGCAGAAGAGCAGAGCAGAGCAAGAUACGAAGAAGAAAUGGCGUCCAAAGCACUACUCCCAGCUCUGGUUCUCCUCGCCCUCGUCUGCGGCGAGCUCGUGAUCGCCGGCAACGCCCAGACGUACAUCGGCGGCACCAGCGCACCGUCACCGGCCGGAAUGCGGCCACUGCCCUACCCCUACGCCAGGGGAAGAGCUCCUGUCCGAACGGAACCACCGAACUACACUGCUGUUCGCCCCUCGAUAUCUGGGGAUGAUGCGACGGGAAGGGUUCCGGCCGUGGAGGAAGACAAGGCCUUCAUGAUCCACAGCGUGCCGGCACACGACCGCGUGCGCCCGGUUCCUGUUCCGCCUACCGCCAAUUAGUCGUCUAGUCUAGUUAGUGCGGCCGAGCUGGCCAGCCUAAGGCUAGAUUAUGUGGGAGAAACCAUGAAUCCCUAAGAACGAAUAAAUUGUCGGAAGUAAUUUGUACUGGUUGCAGGGUAACUCUGUUCCUGGCAGUUAGAUAAAAGUGGAGUAUAAUGAACUAAUGAUGUCCACUACAA